Uranotaenia lowii is the source of this 673-nucleotide messenger RNA. RefSeq lists its product as uncharacterized. The transcript is spliced from 3 exons. The coding region runs from base 178 to 525 and encodes 115 amino acids. The record is from RefSeq and is a predicted model, not a curated record. NCBI's taxonomy places the organism in Eukaryota, Metazoa, Arthropoda, Insecta, Diptera, Culicidae.
UAGAGCACUCAGCUUAUGCCGAUAUAUAAGAACUUGAUCCGUUUCGUCAGCAGCUAGUAAGCAUUACAGUUCUGAACCGUUAGCAAAAAGGACAUCAUCCUUCAAACCUUCCGAAGGUUGCAUCUAAAGUGAUUUUAGUUUAAACUUCAAUUUUGUAUUCACCCGCACAACCGCAAAAUGAACGGACUCAUCGUCUUCACUUUCGCCCUGCUGUGUGCCUCCGGAGCAUCCGCUCAGAUCUAUCUUAACCAACCAAUUGCACUGGCACUGCAACAUCAGCCGGUCCACCAACAGCAACCGCCAUUGGCUCAUCCGGCUGUGGUCGAAAACGCCAUGCACGAAGCUCAAUAUCCGGCUGAGCUGCAGAACAAUUUCUACAAAAACCCGCACAUUGCUGAAGCGCUGGCCAAGGAAUCCUGGUUUGGGGAUAAGGAAAUGCCCGUCUACGAACGUGCUGCCGAUAAGAUCCCCCGCGAUCGUAUUGCCAAAAUCAUCAAGAACGCCGGAUUCAUUCGCAGACGUUAAGCCUAGAAACAGAAAGGUGAAAAUGCUUUCCGAUGAUGCUGCAUCUGUUGUUGUUUUCUUUAUUGAACAUUGUGUACAUAGAUAGGAUAAAUCAUUCCUGUAGUAGAUAGUGCAUCGGAUAGAUGCAAUACUAGAAGUACAAAACGUA